GUGGUGUGUGUCGUUUUCUUUGAAAAUGUGUACUUCCGAUAAUGUCUGCCAUGUGACCAGAGUGAUGGUAUACGAAUGUUUUGCGUGAUAUAUGAUGUCAUUUUAAAAUAUUUUUAAAGCCAAAUGGCGAGAAAAAAGCAUGGAAUAUGUAUGGUAUCGGACUUCUUCUAUCCCAAUACUGGUGGAGUGGAGAGUCAUAUAUAUUUACUUUCACAAUGUCUCAUUGCUAGAGGACAUAAAGUAAUAGUCAUAACACAUAUCUAUGAUAAAAGAGCUGGAAUAAGAUACAUGACAUCUGGAUUAAAAGUAUAUUAUAUACCAGUAUUAGUGAUCUAUAAUCAGUGCACUUUGCCUACUUUAUUUACUACAUUUCCAAUCAUACGUCAUAUUCUUGUUCGAGAACAAAUUACUAUAGUGCAUGGACAUUCGGCAUUUUCAGCAUUAGCUCAAGAAGCUAUGUUUCAUGCCAAAACAAUGGGGAUAAAGACUGUUUUUACUGAUCAUUCUUUGUUUGGUUUUGCUGAUGCAAGUGCAAUUAUUACAAACAAAUUACUUCAGAUGGCGUUAACAGUUUGCAAUCAAGUCAUCUGUGUAUCUCACAUUGGUAAGGAAAAUACAGUCCUUCGAGCUGGAGUAAAACCAAGUUCGGUAUCUGUCAUACCUAAUGCUGUUGAUACAACAAUAUUCACACCAGAUCCUUCAAAAAGAAAUCCUAAUAAAAUUACUAUCAGCUACAUAUCAAGAUUUCUCCACCCCCAAACAUCUGAAGUAAUUCCAAAUAUCUUGUUCAAAAGGAAAAUUUUACAUGUAUUGAUCUCUACAGGUGGUGAUGGACCAAAACGUAUUGUGUUAGAAGAAGUGCGUGAACAGCAUCAAUUACAAGACAGAGUUACUUUACUUGGUGCUGUAGAACAUGAAAAUGUGAGAAAUAUUCUGGUGCAAGGUGAUAUUUUUUUGAAUGCAUCUUUAACUGAAGCAUUCUGUAUGGCUAUUGUGGAGGCAGCAUCUUGUGGAUUGCAGGUUGUAAGUACAAGAGUUGGUGGUGUUCCUGAAGUGCUUCCUCCCGAUCUGAUAUGGUUAACAGAACCAAGUGUUAAAGGUCUGGUGGAUGGCCUGGAAAGAGCUCUUGGAGAUCGCAAGAGAGGAAGAGUGGUUCCACCCUUUGAGGCAUAUUCAAGAAUAUGUUCUAUGUAUCAGUGGAACAAUGUAGCACAACGGACAGAGGCCAUCUACAAUAAGGUGGAGAGAGAUCCAGUCGACGAUUUGUCCACUCGACUAAAAAAAUUUAAACAAUGUGGUCCAAUCGCCAGUUUAUUUUUCAUGUUGUUAACUAUCAUCGAGCAUUUGCUUCUUUUAUUGUUUAAUUGGUGGAUUCCAGUUGAGACUAUCGAUUUUGCCGUGGACUUAAAGACGUAAGAAUCUACGAAAGAUGAAGACAAAUAGAUUCAAAAUUUUAACAUGUAAUUUAAAAUAACAAAUAUGACUGUUUUGAUAUGGUAUAUUUUUACCACAGUUUAUAACAGGUAGAAUUGGUAGUGAAAGUUGUAAACUGAGAUACUGGGAUGUAAAGUAAUUAAUUAAUUUAAUUGAUUUUUUAGAGUUUGUUCUAAGAAGUAUCAUUUUGAUUGUGGUGGAAUAACUAGACUCAGUUUUAUUAAAUUGAAUAAAGGUAAAAUAAACCAAAGAAAAUGGUCCUCAAUGAAAGUCAAAUUUUAAUUCUAAAAUUAAGUUAGAUGAUGAGAAAAAAAGAUAGUCUAAACUCUUUUUACCACUAAAACUUAUAUUGAGUUUUAGUGGUAAAAAGAACACAUCAGUAGAGGACCUUUAGAUAUAAAUGAAAAAUAAUUUACUGUAGAUUCUAUUCAACAAAUCUCUCCAAAAACACUUCUGAAGAGGUGCUUGAUUAGAAAAUUUGUGUAAGAUUAUAUAAAAUUCAUAAAGUUUGAACUUCAAACAACUAAAGUGAUGAUGCAAGGACUUAAAAGAAUUAAGAAAGAAAAUACAGUGGAACCUUUAUAUUUGUAAUAUUCGAUGUUUGUCACAUUUUGAUGACUUUUUGUCACCGUAUUCGUCGUCAUUCUCAACACCAGAAGUGGUACUACAAUCGCACGCCCGUGCCGAUCAGCUAGCCAUGUUAGUUAGCUAGCUGUAGUUAAUCAGUCUGCUUUGUGUGGUUGUCAUGUGUGUUGUUGAGUUAUUGAAAAAUAAUCAAUGCGAGAAACCAAGUUCCAAUUGCUCCAAAGUGGCACCCAAAUGUUGCUAUAGUCAACCAAAUUACAAAUACAUUCAAUGAUAAUGUAAUUGCCUACUUCAGAAAAGUUUUAAAAAACAGACAAAACACACAACAUUGGACAAGUUUGUUAUUAAAUCGAGUGCUACCGAAUCAUUGGCAAAACAGACCCCCAUGAUCAUAAUUGGAAUUGCCUAAUGUUUUAAUUGAUAUGUCUUCUUCUAAACAAUAAUACUAUUCUUCCCCUUCUACCACUACACUGUAUUUAUUUAGUACAAUAAAGUUUUACAAACAA
Centruroides sculpturatus (bark scorpion) is the source of this 2525-nucleotide messenger RNA. RefSeq names its product N-acetylglucosaminyl-phosphatidylinositol biosynthetic protein-like (gene PIG-A). Gene Ontology annotation, biological process: GPI anchor biosynthetic process. Gene Ontology annotation, molecular function: phosphatidylinositol N-acetylglucosaminyltransferase activity. Gene Ontology annotation, cellular component: glycosylphosphatidylinositol-N-acetylglucosaminyltransferase (GPI-GnT) complex. The coding region runs from base 124 to 1416 and encodes 430 amino acids. NCBI's taxonomy places the organism in Eukaryota, Metazoa, Arthropoda, Arachnida, Scorpiones, Buthidae. The transcript has 13 exons. The record is from RefSeq and is a predicted model, not a curated record.